Pezoporus occidentalis (night parrot) is the source of this 1996-nucleotide messenger RNA. It is a transcript of the gene IL13RA2, whose product is annotated as interleukin 13 receptor subunit alpha 2. The record is from RefSeq and is a predicted model, not a curated record. Gene Ontology annotation, molecular function: protein binding; cytokine receptor activity. Lineage: Eukaryota; Metazoa; Chordata; Aves; Psittaciformes; Psittacidae. Gene Ontology annotation, cellular component: external side of plasma membrane. The transcript has 10 exons. Gene Ontology annotation, biological process: cytokine-mediated signaling pathway. Bases 108 to 1715 code for a protein of 535 amino acids.
AAUGUUUUCUGGCCAGACCUGCACAGACAGGCAGUGUAGAAGUAUGGGACAGGCGGGUUUAUAGCUGAUAUUCUCAGGCUAUAAAACAGGGCGCCGAUGAGGGACAGAUGCUGUGGGCUGGAGGACAAGCCAAGGCAGCUCCCCUUGUGAGCUGCGGCUCGUUUGCUUCCCCUGGAGCAACCUCCCUACUGGGCCGGGCAAACCCCCCUCUUCUCCCUCCAGUCCUCCUCCAGCACACACAAACCAUUCCCCUAUCCCCAGUGCUCUCCCCUUUCCCAAGGCAGGGUGGGCACCUUGGCCAAGCAGAGAAUGCAACAACCUCCACGCAGCCUGCGCAUCACCCUCCCAUCCAUGGCAGUGCCUCCGCUCAGCAUCGCUGGGACAGGACACGGAUCCUGCCCAGUUUGGCCUCAUUGGAUCUCCUCCUCCAGGACCAGCAUGGAGACUGCAUUAACAGUGGCAGGAGGACGAGCACAACAGAAGCAUCAGCUCUGCUCUCCCCAUCCAGCCUCCGCGGCCCGCAGGACACCAGGCACCGGCCAGCACAGCCCCUCGUGUCCCCCCUCCCAAUGGCUUCCCGGUGGAUCUGUGCUCUCUGCACAGCGCUGGCGUGGGGCUGCGCCGCAGCAUCCUCCUCCUCAUCCCCCGCUGCAGCUGCUCCCCCACAAGACCUACACAUCACUGAUCCUGGCCUCCUGGGCUCUCUCGAUAUAGCGUGGAAACCUCCACCCGAUGCACAGACCUUCAACGAGUGCACAGUAAAGUACAGGUUUGAACACCGCAGCGCUGGGGACAGAGACUGGAAGGUGAUUUUUACUAAGAAGCUAAAAGUCAGAGCUGGCUUUGACCUCAGCAGGAUUGCUGAAGUGAGGGUCCAGACACUGCUGGAAGGGCGCUGUACGGAUGGUGUGGAGGUGCAGAGUGACUGGAUUUAUGCUACCUUUCAGGUCCCAUUGCAAGGAAAACUGGAAUCAGGGGUUCAGAAUUUCCACUGCAUCUAUCAUGACUGGGAAUACCUCAAAUGCACUUGGCAACCGGGUCUCCUCACUCCUCAUAGUGUACAUUAUGGACUAUAUUAUUGGUACGAGGGGCUGGACCACGCGGUGCAGUGUGACAGCUAUGUUCAGGAGCACGGGAUGAACGUCGGCUGCGUGCUGCAGAACCUCAGCCAGGCAGAAUAUAAGGAUCUGAGCAUUUGCGUCAAUGGUUCGGCGGCCACGGGGCUGCUCCGGCCCUUGUACAUCACCCUUCGCCUUCACAGCCUAGUGAAGCCCCCACCCCCGGAGCAGCUGGUGGUUUCCAUGCCUGAGCCGCAGGAGCUCCACCUCGCAUGGACCCCCCCAAGCGGCAGAACACCACCCCAGUGCCUGGAGUACGAGGUUCAGGUGGCAGAGGAUGCUGGCGAGGACACGGCUUCCUGGGCGUCGGUGUCAACGCAGAUGGAGACCACGUUAACGAUUUACAGAGGAAACCAAAGCCGCGUCUCAUGCGCUCGGGUCAGGGGGAGAACAAACAUUUUCUGUGCGGACCAGGGCUUUUGGAGCGAGUGGACACAGGAGUGCUUCUCUGUACCCAGGAAAGAGGACAAGCGGCUAUUUAUCCUUGUUCCAGUCAUCCUCAGUUUGUCAAGUAGCCUCGUAAUGUUUAUGUUGAUUGGUCAGUGUAAGAAAAGAUCCCCAGCAGGAAAGCCAUUGCACACUUCUGCGGGAUGCUAACUCCGUUUGCUACUGCAGUACCACUUGUGUUUGAUGGACUGCUCUCGGAACAUCAUCCCAAGGACAGCCGAGGAGGCCUCAGCUUUCUGAAGCCCACACAGGUCUUCCCUAACUCCUGCCAUCUGUGAGGCUGGUUGUUGCAAUUCAAGUCCUCAACGGGCCCAAGGAAAACACUGGAGGCAUUUUAAACUGACUGUGGAGCAAGCUGUUAUUGAUGACAGGACAAGGGAGAGAAGGGAGGCAGUGGAACCUGCUGUGAAUAAAGGAAACAUUGUUCUGUG